AUGGAGGGGGACUAUCGUGUGCGCUCCACCAACUGGAAUCCACGUUCAGUCCACGCAGACGUGUGUCCUUUGGGCUCUGGAAAUUCAGGGGAGACGUGCGUGCGCCCACACUUACCGUGCAAAAUCAUGCUUGGAGGGGAGGUUUCAUUUUUAGGACAAAUGAACUCGAGUUGCCCGGGAAGCGAGAGGUGGGGCAGGGAAUGGGAGCCGGAUGAGGUGAUACACGCUGUCCCUCCCCGCGCCACAGCCCAUCCUGCCUGGCUGGGUUUCUGGGCCGAGGCAGCAGCCGCAGCAAGUGCAGUUACAGGCGGGCGCCUGCGAACAAGCCCGAGCGAGCCCCUGGCAGUCACACUGGGCAUGCUCAGUAGCGCAGGCAGGUUGGGGGCUCAGCGCCUGGCCCCUGUUCCCUCUCCUCCUCUCUUCUCCCCUCCCCUCCCCUCCCUGGGCAAAAGGCCGGUCCGCCUCUCGCCUCCCCUCAGGCUCCCGAGGCGCCCGGCUCCCGGCGUGGCGGCGGCGGAGGGGGCGGGUUGGCCGGCGGACGGUGAUGUGGCGGGACUCUUUGUGCACUGCGGCAGGAUACGCGUUCGAGCGCAGGGACGCGGCUGCGCUCAGUUCUCUCCUCUCGGAAGCUGCAGCCAUGAUGGAACAGCCGCGGGGGCAGCGCCCUCGGGGAGCCGGCCGGCCUGCGGCGGCGGCAGCGGCGGCGUUGCUCGCCUCCUCUCGGGCUUCUCUUCUUUUAACCGUGCAGCCUGUUCCUCGGCUUCUGCGGAGAGGGAAGGUGGAAGCCGUGGGCUCGGGCGGGAGCCGGCGGAGGCUCGGCGGCGGCGGCGCCUCCCGCUCCUGGAGCGGGGGGGAGAAGCAGCGGCCGCGGCCGCAGCUCCGGGAAGGGGGUCGGAGUCGCCUGUCACCAUUUCCAGGGCUGGGGACGCCGGAGAGUUGGUCUCUCCCCUUGUACUGCCUCCAACACGGCGGCGGCGGCGGCGGCACGUCCAGGGACCCGGGCCGGUUUUAAACCUGCCCUCCGCCGCCGCCGCACCUCCCCUGGCCCGGGCUCCGGAGGCCGCCGGAGGAGGCAGCCGUUCCGAGGCUUGUCCGUCUUCUCCCCAUUCCGCUGCCGCCGCUGCCAGGCCUCUGGCUGCUGAGGAGAAGCAGGCCCUGUCGCUGCCACCAUCCAGCAACGGCGGCAGCAGCAGCAGCAGCCAUUACCCGGCCGCGGUCCAGAGCCAAGCGGCAGCAGAGCGAGGGGCCUCGGCCACCGCCAAGUCCAGAGCCAUUUCCAUCCUGCAUAAGAAGCCCCGCCACCAGCAGCUUCUGCCAUCUCUCUCCUCCUUCUUCUUCAGCCACAGGCUCCCAGACAUGACAGCCAUCAUCAAAGAGAUCGUUAGCAGAAACAAAAGGAGAUAUCAAGAGGAUGGAUUCGACUUAGACUUGACCUGUAUCCAUUUCU
Molecule: messenger RNA, 1447 nt
Organism: Castor canadensis (American beaver)
Lineage: Eukaryota; Metazoa; Chordata; Mammalia; Rodentia; Castoridae
Source: RefSeq, a predicted model, not a curated record